UUCCCCGCAACCAGUGGUGCAAUUGCUUAAAUACUGUAGAUAAGGGGCCUAAUUCACUCUUUCCAUCUUUUGGUGAUCUUCAGCACCAAUUUUGAGCCACCUGCAUUUUUGGAUUGUAAUCAUAAUUGACCUUUACAGGCCUUCAAACCCUCAAACACUGGACCAUGUCUUUCAUAAUGCAGCAGAUGCUGGGGAGUAAAUUAAAGAACAUGAUGGGAAGAGAAGGAGAUGGAGAGUCGAAGACCGCAACAGAAGAUGGGAAAGAGACCGCUGCGUCCAAGGGGAUGACCCGAGAGGAGUUCGAGGAAUACCAAAAACAACUGGUGGAGGAGAAGAUGGAGCGGGAUAAGGAGUUUGCUACAAGGAAAGCAGAAAGAGCCAACCUGAGAGUCCUGUUAAGAGACAAGUACAGGCUUCCACAGAGUGCGCAAGACGAUGCCACGGUCCAGAUAGCGGGCGAAGAUCUGGACGUGCCUGAAGAAUUGGCCAAGAUGGUGGAGGAGGAUGAAGAGCAAGAAGAAAGCAAUGAUUCCUUCAUGGGCAGUCUGCGAAAUAUGGAUAUGGACUUUGAUACGAUCAAAACCAAAGCUCAGAGCACUAUAACAGAAGUCAAGCAAGCCGCAGAAGAAAAGUGCGUCCUGAUGUGAAAUCACACUCAGUGUGAGCUUUGUUAACUGUUACUUCAUGAAAACCGUAUGGCAAUUCACUAUAAAUGCAUUUUAAAAAAAUCUUUUUAUCUUUUUAAUUAAUGUGUUUUGUUCGAAUGAAGCCAUGUGGGGGAAAAAGUCUUUCUAUAAUAUACUUUAUGAUAACUUAUUGCCAUAAAUGGCAUUGUUUGGUGUUCCAUGAAAUAUGAGGGUUGUUCAAGUCAAAUGGGGGACUUGUGAUGAAAUUCACAGAAGACGUCAAGCACAGUACGGUGAAGAGACUCUUACCUGCAGGAAUGCAUUUGAAUGGUGCAAAACUUUUAAAGAAGGCCGUACGUCCAUGGACAGCCAGUGUCCUGCCCAGGGUGGCGCGGAGCCCAACAUAGUUCUUGUGAACACCUGCCAAUAAUCAUUCACUAUCAAACACUAUUUAAUUUCAGGAACUCAGCUGGGAGUUACAGUAUCGCCACAUCUCCUGUAAGAUCAUGACGUCGCUCCACAUGAUUGGGCCAUUAGAGGAGUUCCUGGGAGUCCAGCGUUUCAGACACGAAUCAGGCAGGCUGAUCAUGGCUCUGGCGUACUGAUACCUUUAUGGUGUCUAAGCACUAAUGAAAUGUGAGGAUAAGUGAAGCAGGGGAUUAUA
Clarias gariepinus (North African catfish) is the source of this 1290-nucleotide messenger RNA. RefSeq names its product complexin 4c (gene cplx4c). The transcript is spliced from 3 exons. The coding region runs from base 165 to 647 and encodes 160 amino acids. The record is from RefSeq and is a predicted model, not a curated record. Gene Ontology annotation, biological process: synaptic vesicle exocytosis; neurotransmitter transport; regulation of neurotransmitter secretion. Gene Ontology annotation, cellular component: terminal bouton; SNARE complex. Lineage: Eukaryota; Metazoa; Chordata; Actinopteri; Siluriformes; Clariidae. Gene Ontology annotation, molecular function: syntaxin binding.